CGCCCCGCUAUAGCUGCGGGCGGCGGGGCCGGUGCCCAGCACCAGCAGGAUCCGGCCCCGGCCAUGCGGCGGGCUACCGGCCCCGCGCUGCGGGCUACCGGCCCCGCGCUGCGGGCUACCGGCCCUGCGCUGCGGGUGGCCCUGCCGCUGCUGGGAGCCGCCGUCUCGCUGUGCGCAGGUCUGAAGUGCGUGUGCCAGCUGUGCGAGCACACCAACUUCACCUGCCAGACGGAGGGUGCCUGCUGGGCCUCGGUCAUGCUGACCAACGGGCGGGAGGAGGUCAUCAAGUCCUGCGUCUCCCUCCCGGAGCUGAACGCGCAGGUCUUCUGCCACAGUUCCAAGAACAUCACGAAGACCGAGUGCUGCUACACCGACUUCUGCAACAACAUCACCCUCCGCCUGCCCGUCGCGUCGGAGUCUCCGGGCAGAGCCGGCGCGGGACCCGUGGUGCUGGCGGUGACGGUGGCGGUGCCGGUCUGCGCCCUCUCGCUGGCGGCGGUGCUGGCAGCCUGCGCCUGCCCGGCCCGGCGCGGUGCCCGCCGCGGGGCCAAGCCGCCCAACGUGGAGGAGCCCCUCGCCGAGUCCAACCUGGUCGACGCCGGGAAGACGCUGAAGGAUCUCAUCUACGACAUGACGACCUCCGGCUCCGGCUCCGGUUUGCCUCUGCUCGUACAAAGAACGAUCGCGAGGACUAUUGUCCUGCAGGAAAUUGUAGGAAAAGGCCGCUUUGGCGAAGUCUGGCGUGGAAAAUGGUGCGGGGAAGAUGUAGCUGUGAAAAUCUUCUCCUCCAGGGACGAACGGUCCUGGUUUCGGGAGGCAGAAAUUUAUCAGACGGUUAUGCUGAGACACGAAAACAUCCUGGGCUUCAUUGCUGCCGAUAACAAGGAUAACGGGACGUGGACUCAGCUCUGGCUUGUCUCCGAGUACCACGAGCAAGGGUCCCUGUUCGACUACCUGAACCGGGGCACGGUGACGGUGGAGGGCAUGGUCAAGCUGGCGCUGUCGGUGGCCAGCGGCCUGGCACACCUCCACAUGGAGAUCGUCGGCACGCAAGGCAAGCCAGCGAUCGCGCACCGGGAUCUGAAAUCUAAAAACAUCCUGGUGAAGAGGAACGAAAGCUGCGCCAUCGCGGACCUGGGCCUGGCGGUGAAGCACGACUCGGUGCUGAACACCAUCGACAUUCCCCAGAACCCCCGGGUGGGGACCAGGAGGUAUAUGGCUCCCGAGAUACUUGAUGAUGUGAUGAACACGAACAUCUUCGAGUCCUUCAAGCGUGCAGACAUGUACUCUCUUGGGCUCGUGUACUGGGAGAUAGCCCGAAGGUGCUCCGUUGGAGGAAUCACUGAGGAAUACCAGUUGCCUUACUACGACGUUGUGCCUUCUGAUCCUUCGAUAGAAGAUAUGAGAAGGGUAGUUUGUGAACAGAAGCUCAGACCAAAUAUUCCAAACCAGUGGCAAAGCUGUGAGGCGCUGCGGGUGAUGGGCCGGAUAAUGCGCGAGUGCUGGUACGCCAGCGGCGCUGCGCGCCUGACCGCGCUGCGCGUCAAGAAGACCAUUUCCCAGCUCUGUGCGCAGGAAGACUCCAAAGCCUGACGGAGCCCCCCGGAGGAGGAGAGGGGAACGAAUUCUUCUGUUCAUCUUUUAUCAUGUGAUAUUACUUUUAUUUUUGGUCUACCUCAGAUAACGUGGUUCAGUAUUCAAGUGCCCAGACCGGAGCACUGGCAUCUAGCUUCGUAUUUGGCCGCUGGAAGGGGCAGCUUUUGACUCAUAGUUCAUAUUUUGUACAGCAAGUCAGUGACUUGCUUUGGUUCUCUAAAUCAGGCACUAGGCUAAUCACAGAAAAGAGCUUAAAACACCACGGCAGUGUAAAAAUAUCUUUCGCUAUUGUGCUUUUUAUCCUAGUCAAAUCCCAAGCCUGUUGGAAAUAGCUGGUGUUGGUUACAGCCGGUUUGCAAGAGAAGCCACAUGUUUUAUCCUCAAACCAAGUAAAAGACCAGAUUUAAUCCAGCUUUUUACAUAUUUUUAUGCAGGAAUCUGAAAAGGGGCUGUCAGUAAGAUGCAUUUUUAAAAUACUAUACCGUUACCUAAGCAAAUAAAAAUGAUGAAAAUUCUACCAAGCAUGUAUAUGAUGAACAAAAAAGCAUCUAGUCAGCUUUUUGUUAACUUUUAUUUGUAUUGUCUUGAUUUCAUAUACAUUAUUAUAGUUAGGAUUUGGAGUUCUUUUAGUCUGUUCAUUUGCUCAUGGAACAAUAUUGAUCAAGGGAAAAUUCUUAUUUUUAACAGUUAGUAGGAAGAAUAAUAGAGGCAAUACUUUUCCGAUAGAUAUAUAGGGAUGGAUUGGGAGAAAUUCUACCUAAACCGUAAAAGUGUAUAUUUUUAAACAACAUCUUGCCAGUGUGUCACUGCUAACAUUUUUUUAGUGCCUUUUGCUAUUUUAGAGGGAAGCUUGAACCAAAUUAAUUCUCGGAGAGCAGCUGCAAACUGGCAGGAAGGUUCGUUCCUCGCCGCGUUCCACGUACCGCGCGGCCCGGCCCGCUGCCUCGGAGGGUUGGGGGGGGCCCCCGCGGCCGGGAGCGGCGGUGGAGGCGGCGUUUUCGUUUGUUUGUUCGCGGUGACGGUGGCGUUUUCGUUUGUUUGUUCGCGGUGAGGGCGGUGUGUGGUUUUGGUCACGGUGACGGCAGCCCGCCGGAGCAUGAUGUGCUCUCCACCAGCCUGGCUUCGGGCCCGUUCCGCGGAUGUUUCGCCGCAGCCCGGGCCGGAUCGCCGCUUGCCGUUGCCUGUCAGGGCCUGGGGGGCUGCCGAGGGGUGAAUUUCGAGCGCAGACCGUCCUUGCACGAAGCCGACACAGCCUCUUCAGAGGUUUCUUACGGGUUUCUGCAGUAGCACCAGGCUGGUGAAAAGUAUCAGCAUCUCUAAUCAUACUUCCAUCGUACUGCGAGCUCUCAAAAGCGACGUUUUGUUUUUUUUUUUUUUCAAAAUUCACUGAUGUUCUGGCAUUUUGUGAAUGCUGCCUCACUCCGCGGUGCACACAUUUGAAUAUAGUAUUCUAAUAUUUUUAAUAGCCAAAAUUAUACAUUUUGUAAUAAUAUGGUUCUUGAAAUGCUUCUUCCACAGUAGCAAAGCUUUGCAAAAGUUUGGUGUAGCACAUGCAGCUGUGUGGAAAUAAGCUGUUAGUUAAUUAUGGUAUUUAAGAUCAAUCUUUGACGUGAAACCUCUUGAAUUGGGGCUCUUACAUGGAGGAACGGGUUAAACUGUUCCUGAGUGGGACAGUCAGUACUAUCAGUGCUCCGUGUUUCAUCCUGGCACACACACUCCCGGGUAUUAUGGGCUCUCCGUGGGUGUUAACUGCCCCACAAAUAGGCUCUAAUACAACUUGCCUGUUUGCAGAACUUCUAGUCGCUCCUGCUCGUGUUAAAUAAUGCCAGUCUUUGCACGCGCUGUUAGCUGAAUGGGGGAGAAGGUUCCUUCUAGAUUGCUGGUAGAUUCUUCUCCAGUGCGCUUUCUGAGACAUGAUCAAAGUCGUCUUACAGAUUUAAUUCUUAUGUGCUUCAACUGUGUAAACUACACCAGGGAGCUCAACAGAUGCAUACUUUCUAAGCUGUGUGAGGGGUAAUUGUUGCAACUGCAUGAUCCAAAGCAUGAUGCUGACUUGAGUAUCAAAAGAUUUGCACACAUAAUAUCCAGCAUUUGUUCUUGUAGAACGUAACUUGAAAAAAAAUCCUUAUGUUAAAAAGGAACAAUCAAAGAUUAUUUAUUUUUUAAGUGGGAAAAGAAAAUGUCUUAUCCAUUGAAAUCAACUCUUGAAUUUGCAGAAUAAGGUGUCUGAAGUCAAUGCUAGUGGAGUAAAAGUAAUUUUAAGUAGUAUUAGGGCUGUUUCUUCAAAAGUAUUUAAACUGCGCAGGUGAGAUGAACUUUUCAGAACUGCUUUAGCACUUGGGAAGGUGCCCAAGAGGAAACAUCCGUCUUUCCAGAGCUCCGGGCGCUUGCACAGCCAGCUGGCUCUCCUUCUGAGAAAAAAAGAAUCAAAUGUUUGUGAUCAGCCAGAGUAGCGUGUUAAAAUAUGCAUGAGACCCAGUCAUUUUAGAACAAUUAACAGCAAGGAGGGCGUACCACAGAGGGCAGCCCGCUGAAGUGCCGGCGGUGUCGCGGGGGGUGACCUGCCGGGGUGGGGGGGGGACCCCUGAGAACGGCUGCGGCACAAUCACAGCACUGCCGGCCGUGCCGCGCGCCACACCGGUAGCUGUUCAAAAUAGCCCUGAAAUAGCUGGUGGGAAAAACUUUAAGGCAGAACGCGCUGUAGUUGCAAAAGGAGAAUGCAGCAGAAUGAAGUUCGUCCCGGGCCGCCCUGGUCUCGGCUGUUGGCGAGACGGUCGGGGGCCGAGCAGGUUCACGGUUGGUCGGGGGGAGCGGAGGGGGGGCCGGUGUUUGCCGAGCGGUGGAAAGGAACCGCCUCGGUAGCAAAGCCUGCCAUGGCUCAGCAGCCUCGAUGCGUUAAGGCUCAUUAGUGAAAAACUUGAUCGGUUGCCGAUACAAUGCAAGAUGACCAAGGGACGCCAUUGGCUUUUAUUAUACCGCUUUUAAAGAAUGCAUUAUUUUUUUUUUGCCUGAAAAGGAGGCAUUCCUUGAACUUCAGGGGAUGAGUGAUCAGAGUGGUCUCUAGGGAUUUUUCCUCCAUUUUAAAUUCAGUCCUAUGCACUUUUUAUUUAUAUGAUCCUUUGAAAGUAUCUGUGCCCUUGAAGCGUAGCUGGUAACUGCUCCCGGGGUUUCUCUCCCUGGGAAUUGGUUUGUGCGCUGGAGGAAUUCGGAGUCUGUGCAGAAGCUCCCCCGGGUCAGGAACUGCUCCAGGCUGCGGUCCCGCAGUGAAACCAAAGAAAAGUGCUUUGGGGCGCCAGGGCCUUUGGUGAGGGGCUCUCGGGGUACAGCUGGGAGAUGUUUGCAGGAGGGCUCGCUGUGUGAUGCGCUGGGGGACGGUGCUGCCCACCCCCGGCUGGUAGCAGCCUCCCGCCGCAGCACACCCGCUUCUUAUUUACACCGUGGUGUAGUGCCGGGGGGCGGGAUGCGCAGGGGGGGCUCCCCAGCACAAGCCUGCCUCCCUCUGCGCCCCCUCCGUGGGCUGCCCUGGGGGCACCCUGGCUUUCGCCUCUCCGUUUGGUCAGUCUGACGUGGUGGGGGAUUUUUAGGCUGUUUUUUCAGUUUCCCUCCUGGGGUCUCUGAGAGCUGAUGAGCACCCUGGCUUCUGAAGCGGAGCCUUUUGGCUCCGGGCUGCCGAGGUGUGCGAGGAGGAGGAUGCUCUGCGCAGCCGGGCGCCGGUUGGGCUCGGCGGCACCCCUCAGGUCGCAGCUCCAGCCCCAGGAAUACUUUAAAUUUUUUCCUGAACAUAUUCCACGGCAUGAGACAUAAUGGUCUGUUUGCCCUAGUUUUUCACUUGGCUCAAUAUUUUUGCACUGGUUUUCUUUUUUCUUUCGUUGUUGAGAGGUAAAUGUGUGUUUUAGCAAACUAGAGUUAAACAUAACUGAGCCAGGGGGCUGAUGCUGUUGUACGGGGCUUUAAGAUGUUUGUAAAUUAUAUGCUCCUU
This is a messenger RNA of Tyto alba (common barn owl), 5575 nucleotides long. It is a transcript of the gene ACVR1C, whose product is annotated as activin A receptor type 1C. Gene Ontology annotation, molecular function: activin receptor activity, type I; ATP binding. Gene Ontology annotation, cellular component: activin receptor complex; plasma membrane. Bases 64 to 1593 code for a protein of 509 amino acids. Gene Ontology annotation, biological process: activin receptor signaling pathway; protein phosphorylation; nervous system development. The transcript is spliced from 9 exons. NCBI's taxonomy places the organism in Eukaryota, Metazoa, Chordata, Aves, Strigiformes, Tytonidae. The record is from RefSeq and is a predicted model, not a curated record.